AUGGGUAACUUAAAGGAAGACUUAAAAUCUGCUGCAAGUUUAUUGAAAUCUGGCAACAAUGAGGAAGUUAUUGAGUUGCUAAAAGAGCACACAGAUGACACUUCUCCUGACUACCGAGUUUUCUGCUUCAUUGCACUCGCCUACUCGAACAUUCAAAAGUAUGAUGAUAGUUAUCAAAUGUACAAAAAGGCGGUUCAAAUCGACGAGGCAAACUUGAUGGCGUGGAAGGGACUCUUCAAAUUAUUCGAAGCCGAGUCGCACACGACACCUGACCAAUUCGCUUUAAAAGCUUGCGAAUUCAUGCAGAAAAAUGGAGAGGAUAAAAAGGACCAAGCUGCCCAGGCUAGAAGGAGAAUUCAUGUAGAAAUGGGGCUGUGGAAAGAAAUUAUGCAAAACUUUGACGAAAUGGAAUUCAGUACGGAUUCUGAAAAUGUUCGACGGGUUGUUCAGAAAAUCAGCUCACAGCCUACAUUCGAACCACUUCUUGAACGAUGCUUCCAAGCUCUAGAAGACACAAAAAUGCUUGAAAAAGAUGCUGAUACAAUGCUCCUGUACUGUAAAUUCAAAAAGACAGCAAAAUCGCUCAAAAGACUAGUGGAAAAUCAUGAAGACAUGGUUACUGAUGACUGGGUGCAGAACAAACUGUUCGAAUACUCUUGCCAGCAGUAUUUCGCUUCGAAGGAAUUUCCAGAGUUUGUGAAAUACGUUUUGAAAAUAUCUCCAGCGACAAAAGCGGUGUUGAAUGAAUUGAGAGAAAACGAUAUUCCAGCUGCCAUAGAAGCAUUGGAUUCCGUCACAGAUCAUUCUGCAUACCCGGAUAGUCUCAUAUUUAUUGGAUUGAUUGCUGAAACUGAAAACUGGGAAGCUGUCGAAAAGCUAGCUCGCUCAAUAUUCAAAGUGUAUCCAUCAGCGAUAUGCAAUGGCUGGAUUGCAAGAGCACUUCUCGAGAUAUCUCCAGAUUCGCCAGAAAAACUUCGAGCUCUGGGUGACCUUCCACUUCCAGAGUUCGCAGUGGAAGAGAUUAAGAUUGCGGUACUGACUGGCAAGGAUAACCAUAUACAUCUUUUGGAGCAAUGCAAGGACUCAAACUUUGUCAUCCUGCUACGCCUAACGAAAAAUCUAUAUUCUAAUGAUCCAGUGACAUCUGAAGAAGUGAAACUAGCUGAACAACUACCUGGCGAUAGCUGUAAAAAUUUACUUAUCACUGCGGAAGUUCGAAUUCGUGCUGGCCUUGAUGCCAAUUCGUAUCUUGUAAAAGCUGCCAAAUUGAACGUCCGGUGUAGUCGAGCUUUUUACCUGCUUGCCAACAGUUUAUCGGCAAAAAAUCCAACUAAAGCAAAAUCGUUAAUAGAGCGAGCAAUUCAAAUUUGUCCAACCAACGGAGAAUACACCAAAUUGCUCUACGAUUUGCUAACGAAGAAAGGAGCAACGGCAGAACAGAAAUUGAAGGUUCUGGAGACACAGUUAUCAGAUGACAAGAUUCGAAGGAGACCAUUCUGGCUAUCUGAUGCCCUGACUACACUCUACCUCGAAACCGGAAAAUUGACAGAAGCAAUUGAAGAACUUCAACGAAUGGUCCGUCAAUAUCCAGAUAAUAAGAUCAUCUGGGCACGUCUCGCAGAUGCAUACACUAGAAAAGGGCACCUUAUGGCAGCUGUCAGUUCGUAUACCCAGUUGGCAGAAAUGAAGGAUGGACAUGAGUUUUAUAUACCUAUCGUCAGAAUCAUGCUUCAACUCCGUCAGUGCGAUGAGGCUCUGGACAAAAUAAUUGAGCUCCGAGAGAAAAUCGCAAACGAAAAUCUUGUUUUUGGGCACGAAUCCGCAAUUGUUCUGAAUUUCACUGAAGCUGAAGUCCGACUGAAUCUUCAUGAAAAAUCCUGUGGUGAACAGAAGCUGUAUCAUUUGAAAAAAUCGUUCAGUCUGCUGACAAAAUGCAUUGGUGACCAUGGUGGUUGUCAGUAUUCUACAGUUUUUAAACUUCUUGGUGAUGCGUUGAUGGUUGUCUCGAAUUAUGCUUCUCUUCAGUACUUUGAAAUUGAAGAGACGUGGGAGAUUGAGACUCCCUUGGAUUGUGUGACCAAAGCUUUAUCAUUCUACAUUGCAGUGUUAAGGUUCGAGGAGAAAAAUGCUCUUGGAUGGUACGAUGUUUCGAUCUCUUUGCUGACAAAGUACAAAUUCGAAAAAGAUCAAAACAUACUUGUCAAAGUACAGCAGAUGCUAGAGCAUGCUCUCUCCCUUACCACGGAUAACACACUGCUUUCUUCAAUUUGGACUCUUCUCGCCGAGGCAAAAAGAAAUGCCGAAGAUCCGAUAUCUCAUCAACUUCAUUGUCUAGCUCGUGCACUCGAAUUGAAUAAGUCAAAUGAUAAAGCAUGGCUAAGUACGGCAGUUCUGUGUCUCAGCAUUGGAAGAAUGAACGAAGCGUCUCGUCUUUUGGAACAAGCCAUCAAAUACGAUCCACAGAAUGCAGAUGCGUGGUGUACAUGGGCUCAAACUGCACAUCUACAAGGGGUGGAUAAUGAAGCUCUUGCAAUGUUCAGACAAUCACUUUAUGUUCGUCCUACCUUGCACGCUGUAGUUGGAUACUCAUCUUAUUUAUGUAAUAGUUUGAAGAAAAGCCAGCAUAGGUUCGAUUCGGCCACUGCUGCUCUCGAUUUCGAGCCAAUCGCCGAUCUGAGGUUUCUCGUUGGCGCCGAUUCUAACAUCCUCUACCAUCUGGGACUGUUAGCAGAUCUAUUCGGAUGGUAUCCAGAAUCUUUAGAAUGCUUCAAAAUGUCUAAAAGCCCGAAGAUCGUAGACGAAAUAGCACAUGCAUUGAUCAAAGCCAACGUUCUGUAUGGUGUCCAACCAGCGGAGGAGAUUCAUUGCGAUUCGAGAAUCUGUGGAAUGCAACGACUUGGUACUGAAGACUGCUACGCUUUUCUAACAGCCGAAAUGGAUGUAUACGGAGAUCUGUACAGGUUUAUCGAAAGUAACGAUUCGGUUGCAUUCAAAAAACUUUAUAUGAGUUGUGUCAAGGCAAUUUCUGUACCACUUUUCAUUUCGGGACUCAUCGUGAAGAAGAUUACUCUUCCCUCGGAAUUCAUCCGAACGAUGCACGAAGCUUUGCCACGUCACGAACUCAUUGACUAUUUCCCUACAGUUCUCCCAGAAGGAGUUGACAAUGGACUACGUCAUCUAGAACAAGACGGAGAGGAACCGUUCAGAUAUCGUCAUAGAUCGAACCAUCGUCUCCUUGAAGAACUGAAAGCUCUCCGAGAGAAAUACGAAGAAGAGAAUCCGAAGAUGGAAGAUACAGAACCCAAUCUUGAAACGAUUUCCUAG
Molecule: messenger RNA, 3324 nt
Organism: Caenorhabditis briggsae
Lineage: Eukaryota; Metazoa; Nematoda; Chromadorea; Rhabditida; Rhabditidae
Exons: 8
Coding region: 1-3324 (1107 amino acids)
Cellular component (GO): Ski complex
Molecular function (GO): protein binding
Source: RefSeq, a predicted model, not a curated record